This is a messenger RNA of Papaver somniferum (opium poppy), 3924 nucleotides long. RefSeq lists its product as uncharacterized. NCBI's taxonomy places the organism in Eukaryota, Viridiplantae, Streptophyta, Magnoliopsida, Ranunculales, Papaveraceae. The transcript is spliced from 5 exons. The record is from RefSeq and is a predicted model, not a curated record. Bases 46 to 2367 code for a protein of 773 amino acids. Gene Ontology annotation, cellular component: nucleus. Gene Ontology annotation, molecular function: transcription corepressor activity.
CUCUUCACUCUCUCAGGAAAACGUGAAUUCUCAGCUGUAUUUCAGAUGGAUUCAGGAAAAGAGGAUUCCCAUGGAGAUUCCAUAAGUGAAGAAACAUCUAAUACUUCACAGUCACCAGUUUCAUGUGAACCUGAUAGGGAUGAUGAUAUUUGUGGAAAACUACAGAAACCUCCUCGAAUUGGACAUGUGUAUCAGGUUGAAAUCCCUCCUUCUAUACUGGAAACUGAACCUGUUCAACCAGUGAAAGGGCUGUCUGAAGAGGGCAUCAUGGUUGAUGUUGCCGAUUCUUUUGUAGAGGCAUUACCUAUCCCAAUUAUGUGGAUUAAUAAUGUCAAUGAUAGGCGAGACGAUGCAAAUGGUUCGUUAAAUUCUAAGAACACCAAACACAUCAGAAAGUCUUCUAAUAAGGAAGUCAUAGAGACUAUGGUGAAGAGCGAAGAUAAAAUCUACUAUGCAGCUCCGGGUUGUUUGGGCAACUCAUGGACUGAUCUUGAGAAAGAGGCUUUUCUCCUUGGUUUGUAUAUAUUUGGCAAAAAUCUUGUUAUGGUGAAGAGAUUUGUCGAGAGUAAAGCAAAGGCAGAUAUAUUAUCUUUCUAUUAUGGGGAAUUUUAUAGGUCUGCUGCAUACCGCAGAUGGUCGAGCUCUCGGAAUAAGGACCGGAGAAGCAGGAGGUGUAUACAAGGACCAAAGAUGUUUAAGACUUGGAGGCAACAGAAAUUUUUGUCUUGUUUGCUUCCUCUCAUACCUGAGAAAUGUCAUGCUACUCUGGUGGAGGUCUCCAAGAAUUUCGAAGCUAGUAAUGUUUCUUUAGAAGACUACGUAUCAACUUUAAAGGCUACUAUUGGCCUGGCAGUGCUUGUAGAAGUUUUUGGUAUUGGCAAGGGAAAGCAGGAUCUCACUGGCCUAGUUACAGAUCCUGCACGAAACAAUCAGCAAGUCAUUUCUCACCCUGAAAUACCUGUUGGCAAAGGAUGUUCCACUCUUACUCUUGAUGAAAUAGUUGGGUUUUUAACGGGAGACUAUCGCUUAAGCAAAGCUCGGUCAAAUGAUCUUUUCUGGGAAGCUGUUUGGCCCCGUUUGCUUGCAAGAGGGUGGCAAUCUAAGCAGCCUAAAAAUCACAUUGGUACUAGUUCCAAAAACCCUUUGGUGUUUAUUGUGCCUGGUGUUAAAAAGUUCUCAAGAAGGAAGCUUGUGAAAGGAGACAAGUAUUUUGAUUCUGUCGCCGAUGUGCUGACUAAAGUUGCAUCAGAUCCUAGACUUAUAGAACUUGAGGAUGAACCUGGUAAAGCCAACAUAGGUAGUCCAGAAAAUGACUGUGAUAACAAGAAGAUGAAACUUGACAAAGGUGGUAGUUCUGAUCAUAAACGGAGCAUUUAUCUUCAACCGCAACUACCGGAGAGCAAUUCAGAUCUCAUGAAGUUUACAGUUGUAGAUACUAGUAUGGGAGAUGGAGAAGAUCCGUUCCUAGUUAGAGAGUUAAGAAGUUUGCCUGUUCAAACUACUGAAACAUCCUUCCCUGAAAGUCAUUCAAGUCACAGUGCAAAUGGUUUUAAAGAGUUGGCACAUGAAAAAGGUGUAGUUGACAUGUCAUUGAACUGUACAAGAGAUACUAGUACUUCCAGAUCCUCAGAGGCUAUAGCUGACAAGGAAGUGCGCUCUGACUCUUUAAAGUUUAUAAUUACUGUUUCAAAGAAAGAGAUGCAGAUCAAAGCUCCAGUUCGUGCUGAUGUAAGCUUGCGUAAUGACAUGGAUCAAAGUAGUUGUGACCCUGACAUGGACUCAAGAAAAACCAUAAAAUCUCAAUUCAGCCGGAGGAGGAAUCCUAGCCAACCAAACUGUUUGUCUCCCGUCAUCAAACGCCGGAGGUUAACUGCUUGUUGCGAAACUAAGGCAAUCUGCAGCAAAGACAGUUCCUCUAGAACUCGUGGUAUGAGAGAGGAGGAGGAUCCCCAUUUAUAUUUAGGCUCUUCUGAUUCAAGUGACAACAUGGUGUCUGAAGUAACGCAAUCCCAAGAGAAAGUAUAUUCUAGUUCUUCGGGUGAAGGCAGUCCAGAUGAGAACUUCUUUGGUAAAUAUAUCUCUCAAAAAGAAAAGUAUCCACCUCGGUUGUCAAUUGACCUGAACCUUCCACAUGUUCUGUCAAAUGUUGAAAGAGACCAGCCAUUCAUCAAAGAAGUUGAGAUCAGUCAAUCUGAUCCAAGUUUUGAGCACCCACCUUCCCCUGCUAGUAGUGAGUUGACUGGUACCGAGCAACAACUACCUGGUUUGGUUUCUCGAAGGCAGGGCACAAGAAAACGACCAUUAACAGCCAAAGCUUUAGAAGCUUUAGCUUGUGGGUUCUUAACCACAAAAAGAAAACCGAGAUAAUCUGUGCAGUCCCAAGGUGGAAAUGUUGCUCGAGAAAAGUGGUUGUUGUAAAGAAUUCAUAAGGAAAGUAUGCAAAAGAAUUGAAGUCUUCAGUAAAAGAUGUCGGACUGACAAUUCAACAGAUAAAACAGCACACGAUAAGAAGUUUUGGAAUUCAUAAAGAUGAAGAGUCUUGGCUGCAGUAAUCUGUUGUAGGUAAGUAGGAUGAUGUGAGAUCCUGCAGAAGGUGGUUAUGGCCGUUGUCUUCAAGGUCCAGAAUAGCAAGAGCACCUUCUUUUACAUUUGCUUAAAAUUAAUUGAACCUGUUUGCACCCUGGAAUAAGGAACAUGAGUAAGGUUUUUGUUGGUAUUGUGUUUCUUGGAUGUGAUGGCUUCCACCAGCGUGUUCUCCACCCCUAACACCGAGCUGAAGUCUACAAUGUACAUAUUAAAUUCUCAUUUCAGUCUCCGGACCUGCUAUUUUGCCUCAAAUUAGCACAGUAACUCAAGCCGUGAAGUUUACCAAGGGCUAAAAUUUUAAACCAAGGGUGCACGGACAGGGAACACGUUCAAGACAAGGUUAUGGGGACGAACCAAAUCUCAAAAAUCAGGCAUACGGACACGUCGAAUCUAAUCUAACUCCUUUAAAAUAUUAAGUCAUAUCAGCUCCACGUUGAUCAGAGAAUAGUGAGUUUUCGAGAGGGCCACAAUGAGCUCUCACGUUAAAUCUAGAGAGGACACUUGGCGAUACUCUAUUGGUGAUAACAUGGAGGUGACCUGGAGCAUGCUCCACAACCUACAAAGAUUUAGGGUUUUCUUAACAAUGCUUCAGCUCAUUACCUAGGUCACCAGGUGUUUUUUUCUUUUCAUGAUACAAAUACAUGCAGAGUAAUUUUGAAACGUCUCCAGAGGACAUAUACUGAAAAUUAAAAUUACCAUUUGGGGGAUCUUGAUAGUUCAUAUGUAUUUGUAUCAGUUGAUGAUCGAAGUUGUAUUUGCGCAGGUAAUUUUACUUUAGAAAUAUAUUGCACUUUCUGCAUAAAACUAUUUUCAGUGCCCAUAUGUCAAUUGGAAGCUACUGACACAUUUUGAAACGUCUCCGGAGAACAUAUACUGAAAAUUACCAUUUGGGGGAUCUUGAUAGUUCAUAUGUAUAUGUAUCAGUUGAUGAUCGAAGUUGUAUUUGCGCAGGGAAAUUUUUCUCUCAACAGACGCUACAGGACAGUUGAUUUUCCUGCAAAAAAUGAUAAUGGAAGUGUGAAAAAUUGUGAAGAUCAAGAAUAUUUGAAUAUAAAGAUGUGACAGUAAAUUGAUGGCACUAAGAACCUUGGACGGUGGUUUAGUUUAUGAAUGCUCUGAAUUGGGCCAUACCGCAGCAACGGAAGCAUCCCCUGUGGUAAAUGUUAUGCUCUCUCCCCCUCUUAUAAAAACGAUUUGUCCAUCUGAGGUUUUGAGAAUAAUAUUUUCCUAAUUAAACGAUUUGUCCAUCUGAUGAAAUCCUGACUAUAUUGUAUUAAGGUUCGAAUAUAUUAACGGGACCCAAUCUACGACUGUCAUAUCGACAAUCUAAUGUUCGAA